Protopolystoma xenopodis is the source of this 723-nucleotide messenger RNA. The record is from the annotation of a GenBank genome assembly. NCBI's taxonomy places the organism in Eukaryota, Metazoa, Platyhelminthes, Monogenea, Polystomatidea, Polystomatidae.
AUGUCUUCCAAGAGUAAUCUAAAUGUACUUCCAAUAAGCGGCGAUUCUACUGCUGAUUCAGCUCAGAAGCCUUCGCUAAGCGACAGUACAACUCAUGCAGCUAGUGUAGCUAGCAGUAUUAGCGAUGAUGGCGAUAUGUGGAGCCAUGAAGUUGCGCCAGCAAAGUCUAAUGACAAAAUUAAGAUAGAAUUUCAGGAAGAUCGAGAGAAAGAGGCUUCCGUGUUUAGCAAAAAUGACUCCGAAAGUUUGUUUGCCGAAGUCUCGAACGAUAAGAAACGAGUCACAGAAAAAAAUCAUUUCCCAAAAACUCCUUGCACGAAUUCUCCAUCUGAUCUAGAACUCUCUACUAUAGAUCGUCCGCGAGUUGAACAAGGAAAACUUAUAAAAGAGAAGACUGAUGAAGAUGCUACUAAAGAAGAAUCUUUGGAGGAAGACAAAAUAACAUCACACAUUCCCAGGCCAGGCACUCCACCUGCCAUCACCAAACCAUCGAUUCCACUGUCGACAGCACAAACUACAUCGUCCUAUUCAGACACAAUUUUUACAUCCACUCCGUCACUAACAACCCCGUCUACACAAAUCAUACUUGCCUCACUCUCCAAUUCUGCUUCCGUUGCCGUAUCUGCAGCUUCUCCAAUAUCCCAACCUUCUUGUCCAUCUCCGCUGCGUUCUGCCAAAAUGACAACUGUGGUAGCUAAAGGCCAGCAUUCGGGGAUUGGCGCA